This is a messenger RNA of Acyrthosiphon pisum (pea aphid), 1181 nucleotides long. RefSeq lists its product as uncharacterized. Lineage: Eukaryota; Metazoa; Arthropoda; Insecta; Hemiptera; Aphididae. The record is from RefSeq and is a predicted model, not a curated record. The coding region runs from base 245 to 901 and encodes 218 amino acids. The transcript has 4 exons.
AAAUAUUUUCUAAACUUACAACGAUAAAAAAGAAAGAAAAUAGAAAAUCGACGUUCGUGGGAUUAUUGUGAGGGAUUCUACCAAAUAGUUUAAAUUUUCUUCAUGCUCAAAAAUCAAUAACUUAACAAGUAUACAUUUCUGCACAGCUGAGAGCUAAAAGAGUGUGUGAAUCUAUCCGUCCCUACUCUAUUAUUCACAACUAUAAUAUAUUCAUUUGUUCACUGUUAGAUUAGGAAACUUCACAAUGUUGAGAAAAUAUUUUAAUGGAUCACUGUCGAAUGAUGUGCACGAAUCAGUCAGAGAUGUCUGGGUGAGAGCAUUAGUCGAUCGUUACAGUGCACCUGACCGACGGUGUCAUGGUCUGAAUGAUCUGAACGACUGUUUGCAACAAUUUGAAACGGCCAGAAGCUUAGUAAAAAAUCCAAAUGCAGUGAUUUUAGCAAUAAUUUUUCGAUAUUUUGAAUAUGACCCUAAGUUAGCCGACUGCAGUGAAGACAAUAUCAAUCAUUUUCGAAGGUUCUCUGAAGAAUCAAAACUUAAUAUGGAUACAGUUUUGUGUGACAAUGUUAUUUCAUUAUUAAAAGUUGGUGCAACUAAUAGUACAGAAGAACAUAAAACUGAAGGGUGCUAUGGAUGUGAGGAUAAACAUUACUUCUUGGAUGUAGACAUGGCCAUUCUAGGUAUGGGACCGGCUGAUUAUGAAAAAUACACAAACCAUGUUCGAGAAGAAUAUGCUUUCCUUGAUGAAGAAACUUAUAAAGAAUUACGUAUAAAGGUUCUUGAAAGUUUUCUACAAAUUCCUAACAUAUAUGCAACAAAGUUCUACAGAGAUAAAUAUGAAUCAGUGGCUAGGAAUAAUAUCCAAAGAGAAAUUAAUUCCUUAAAAUCUGUAUCCAUGUAAAUAAUUGAUGUGUCUAACACAGGUUUCUAUAGUGUAAUUAUAGACAUAUAAAACGAUAUGUUUUAUCUGUCUAUGAAUUUACUAGAUUAGCAACUCUAAAUAAAACAAAAACAAAAAAAUUGAAUCUCCUCCACAAUGUUUUAAGUUGGAAAAAUUGCUUACUAUUUAUGUAAUAUACCGAAACACUGAUGGAAUACAUAAUGUCAUGUCCAUGUCCAAUUCCCAACCAAUGAAAUGGUGCAACAAAAUUAAUUUUAUAAUACGAGCUGCUUAUCUAGUU